AUGGUCGGCGCCGAUCCACUUCCGCCCACUGGUUCCCCGAGGGUUGAACCGGAAACUGCACUGCCUGUCGUUAUCCCUAAUCCCGCUGUGGCUCCAAUUCCUGGCGAUGAUGAUUGUGAUGAUGAUGAUGCGAUGAGUGAUCCACCUGCUGCUGCACUGAUGGACAGUCGUCCGCGAUUAGUCGGCACUAUUCCCACGCCAGAGGCUACACUAAAUCCAUUGCGAAUAACUGGAGAUGGUGGUCCGGCCAAGCCACCGCCCACGGAUACUUUGCGCUGCGGCAAAUUAAUGUCGAGCACCGUACUGGCGCUUCGCUGUCGUACCGCUGCCACGCCUCCUGCACCAGCCACGCCCACAGCAGCCGUACCCGCCACGCCCACGCCCCCGCCUCCACCGACGCCACCGACAAACUGCUGCUGGCCACUCCUGGCCGGUGAACCCGUUGCCACCACUGCCGCUGCCACUGUUCCCGAUCCUGAUCCCGUUACCGCACCGGCAGAUACCGUUCCUGGUCCGCCCGGCGGCGUUAUUCCCACAGCGCUGCCACUGCGACCGCGUUGCACCUCCUCGACACUAUCCAAACGUGAGAAAAUUCUGGCCGCCGUUGUUGCCGUCUUUGAUAUCUAA
This is a messenger RNA of Drosophila eugracilis, 627 nucleotides long. RefSeq lists its product as uncharacterized. The record is from RefSeq and is a predicted model, not a curated record. The coding region runs from base 1 to 627 and encodes 208 amino acids. The transcript has 2 exons. NCBI's taxonomy places the organism in Eukaryota, Metazoa, Arthropoda, Insecta, Diptera, Drosophilidae.